Molecule: messenger RNA, 1880 nt
Organism: Dunckerocampus dactyliophorus (ringed pipefish)
Lineage: Eukaryota; Metazoa; Chordata; Actinopteri; Syngnathiformes; Syngnathidae
Gene: pex16
Product: peroxisomal biogenesis factor 16
Exons: 11
Coding region: 137-1174 (345 amino acids)
Biological process (GO): peroxisome organization
Cellular component (GO): peroxisomal membrane
Source: RefSeq, a predicted model, not a curated record
ACUCAAAUUGAGAUGGGACAAUCUCCCCGGAAGUUUGUCUCUUUUGCUGUAGUUUAUAAUUUUUUCUAUGGGCUUCCGCAGCCACCAACGUGUAUUUUGCAACGUCUGUUUUUGUAUAUAAUAAAUAAAUGCUAAAAUGUCUAACGUCAAAGAGUAUAUCGAGAAAGCGACUCGUGUUUAUGAACGGUACACAGAGUAUGUAAGAAGAAACCCAGCUGCCACAGCACAGCUGGAGAGCACAGUGCGGACCAUUUCCUACCUGAUCGCAGGACGAUUUGCAGAUUCCCACGAACUAUCAGAACUGGUGUAUUCUGCGUCCAACCUCCUGGUGCUUUUCAAUGACAGCAUUCUGCGCAAAGGGCUGAGGUGUGCCCUGACUGUGUCCAUCUCGCAGCAGAGAAUCCUCACCUGGCUGUCAGUGUUGGAAUAUGUGGAGGUGUUCCUGGAGAUGGGGACCCAGAAGGUGUGCGGUGAAGUUGGACGUUGGCUGGUCAUCGGACUCAUUCAAAUUUUUAAGGCAAUAAUGCGCCUUGUGCUUCUUUUGUGGUAUAAAUCCGGCAUCCAGACUUCACCUCCCAUCAUCCCCCUUGACAGAGGUGCAGAGAUUGGUGGUCAAGAUGACGGUGAUGUGAAACAGCAAGAUGACACCUGCUUUGUGGGCCAGAGGUCAGGACGUGUGAUCAGAUCUCUGGGAAGUGCUCCCUCCAUGCAUGCCCGACAGUGGGGAGCAGCUAGUCAGAAGAAAAAGCCGACAAAACGGAGCUUGAAGGAGGAGAAGCUCCACAGCAAGCCAACACCCUUGCUGCUCCAGGAGACCAUCGCAGAGACUGUGUAUAUCAGUCGACCCCUUGUACAUUUACUGUGCCUCGGACUGUGUGGGAAACAGUCCUGGAAACCAUGGCUCGCCUCCGCAGCUCUUGAACUUUCCAGCUUUGCAGUGCUCUAUGAGAGGAGGUUUGACAAUCGAUGGGAGAGGGAAGAGAUGAGGAGGAGAACCUUUCUUUUGCUCUACUACCUUGUUCGUUCUCCAUUUUAUGACAGAUAUUCAGAGGAAAAGAUUGUUUUCCUGCUUCGACUUCUGGCCAGUCACGUGCCAGGGAUUGGCCUUGUCGCACGGCCUCUCCUGGAUUACCUGCCCAGCUGGCAGAAGAUAUACUUCUACAACUGGGGAUGAAACGUAGACGCCUGAACACGUCGCCACAAAUUCUUGACGAGUUCUUCUUAAAUAAAUAUUCUGCCAUCCGCUUGUCUUUUUACCUUUGACUUUGCUUUUCAGCCCAGCCUCACGUCUAAGUUGACAUUCUUGUAAAGCCCUCGCCAUGUGACAAAGUACGCACAGAGACUGUGUCAGUGGCAAGAAACUGCAAGACAUCUCAACAAUUCAUCUUACAUAAUUCACAAUCUUAUUUCAUGGAGGAGGGACAGGUUUGUCAGUAGUGUACAAACCUGUGAGACUGCAAGAGUAGGUUUUAGGGCUGAGUGUGCGUUGGAAACCACAAACGUGCUCAUUACUGACGUCAUACUUUGAAGACAAGAAGAGGUCGCAUCCUUUCAGUCUGAUGUUUAUAAGCAAAAUAGACAUUUUUUGUCGCUACAAGGAACGCGACCCUUUUGAAAAGUGGUCACCAGUGACCUUCUACAGCCUGUGUAAUGUCUUUAAUGUAAGUGUGACAUCAUUAUCCUUGCUAAUCUGAUAAUGAAACACACAGAAAUGUCAUACGGGAGGCGCUUGCAGUACUCGCUUCAUCUUGAGGGGUGGAGGCGCGCGUGAGCUGGAAGGUGCUUGUCACUGCUGUUCUUCCAUAGAGAGGAAAAGACCUUUUUUUGACAGCUGGAGAGCAGCAAGCCAAAUGCAUGAAAGAUAUUGUUAUGCUCUGCUG